UGAAGUCCUGAGGACCUGAGCCACCCUUCUGUUUCUCACCGAUCUAUCCUCAGCUGGCGCGGUAAUCUCUCGUUUCUCAUUACUCAGACUCAAGAGGCAGAGCAGAUGCUAUUUGAGUAUCGAGGAUUCAGAUUGUAACCGGGAACCCUAGAAAUGCGAAGUUAGGGAUUCAAAAGCUCAAGUGGUAGAAUAAUGGUGAAGCAAUCCAACGCCUUGAUGGCAAUGCCGAAGAACAAGUGGCCAUUGCUACUAUUGGUAUUGUUUUCUCUUUCAACGGUGAUGGUGGUCUUCUUGAGAGCCACAUCUGAUUCCUGCAACAGGAGCACUGGCAAUAGCACUGAACAGCUUGGAUCAGAAGAUGAUCAAGGAAAGGCUCCCGUUCACACUACCGUCCAAGUCGGAAAUUCGGCACCAAGUCCUUUGGAAUUCAUGAAGUCUAAACUUGUUCUCAUGGUUUCGCACGAGCUCUCUCUUUCAGGAGGGCCUCUAUUGUUAAUGGAGUUAGCAUUUUUGUUGAGGGGCGUUGGUUCUGACGUUGUUUGGAUCACUUAUCAGAAACCUGCAGAACCUGACGAGGUGAUUUACAGUUUAGAGAAUAAGAUGUUGGACAGAGGAGUGCAGGUCUUCCCUGCCGAUGGUGAAAAGGCUAUAGAUACAGCUCUUAAAGCCAAUCUGGUCAUUUUAAAUACUGCUGUAUCUGGGAAGUGGCUGGAUGCUGUUUUAAAGGAAAAAGUUCCCAAUGUUCUUCCAAAGGUUUUAUGGUGGAUUCAUGAAAUGCGAGGGCAUUAUUUCAAAGUGGAAUAUGUUAAGCACCUCCCUUUUGUUGCAGGUGCCAUGAUUGAUUCACACGUAACUGCAGAAUUAUGGAAGAAUAGGACUAGGGAGCGUUUAGGGAUCAAAAUGCCUGAAGCUUAUGUUGUGCAUCUCGGAAAUAGCAAGGAACUGAUGGAAGUUGCUGAAGAUGGUGUAGCAAAGAGGGUUCUUCGUGAGCAUGUCCGGGAAUCUUUGGGAGUGAGAAGUGAUGAUAUACUUUUUGCCAUCAUAAAUAGUGUUUCACGCGGUAAAGGGCAGGAUCUAUUUCUUCGUUCCUUCUAUGAAAGUCUGAAACUGAUCCAGAAGAAGAAACUACAGGUGCCAGCACUGCAUGCUGUAGUUGUGGGGAGUGAUUUUGGUGCACAUACAACAUUAGAACUAGAACUGCGAAAAUAUGUGGUAGAGAAAAAGAUUCAGGAUCGUGUUCACUUUAUUAACAAAACCUUGACGGUGGCUCCUUACCUGGCUGCUAUUGAUGUUCUUGUUCAGAAUUCUCAGGGAAGGGGGGAAUGUUUUGGGAGGAUAACCAUUGAAGCAAUGGCCUUUCGCCUGCCUGUACUGGGCACUGCUGCUGGGGGGACGAUGGAGAUUGUGGUAAAUGGGACAACCGGUUUGCUGCAUCCCGUUGGAAAAGAAGGCGCGAUGCCUCUUGCAAAUAACAUCGUAAAAUUGGCAACUCAUGUUGAGAGGAGGCUGACCAUGGGAAAGAAAGGUUAUGAUAGAGUGAAGGAGGUGUUCAUGGAGCGGCAUAUGGCGCAUAGGAUUGCUUUGGUUUUGAAGGAAAUUUUGCGGAAGGCCAAGAGGCACAAUUGACCGGUUUCGAUAUUUAGCUCUUGAAUUGUGAAUUAAACUCCACAAAAAAAAAAAUGUUCUGGUGAUUGUAUGCUUUUUAUGGCCUUUGUGCCACAUGUUGGAAAAUUUUUCAGUGUGUGCUGUAUAGAUUUGUUAUACGAUUCGAUUA
Prosopis cineraria is the source of this 1774-nucleotide messenger RNA. RefSeq lists its product as uncharacterized. The record is from RefSeq and is a predicted model, not a curated record. Gene Ontology annotation, molecular function: glycosyltransferase activity. NCBI's taxonomy places the organism in Eukaryota, Viridiplantae, Streptophyta, Magnoliopsida, Fabales, Fabaceae. The transcript is spliced from 7 exons. Bases 193 to 1626 code for a protein of 477 amino acids.